GCCAUAGGCAAUCGCGAAAGAUACCCCACAACCGCAGCCCAUGAUAGCAAAGCACACACACCGCAGCUCGAACUAACUUAUACCAGCAAUGGCUUCAGCAAACGAAUUGUCGUCGCCACCAAUCUCUAACCCAGAAGCCACCACGGAUGCUUCCGAAUGGACGUCGUUCGACCCGAGCUCMGAUCUCACUGUKUCGGCCGCGUAUCACCUCUGCAUAUCGGCCGUCACCCCCCGCCCGGUGGCCGUCAUCACCUCUAGGGACCCGGAUUCSAACAUUCUCAACUGCGCCCCCUACUCCUAUACAUCGCUGGCUGGCCACGAUCCUGUGGUGGUGACCCACGGAUUCACGGUCUCGCGGGCUGCUGGAAAGAGAGACACGCUGCGGAACAUCGAGAAAUGCGGGGAAUGGGUCUACAACGUUUUGUCGAAAGARUACCUCGAAAAGGCCAACGCGUGCUCGGCGUCCCUUCCUUACGAGGAAGACGAGACGGAACAUUCCGGGUUGGAGGUCCUGCGGGAUUGCUCUAAUGCGUCAGGGRUUCCGAGGCUGAAAAAUGCCCUGGUGGCAAUGGAGUGCAAGCUGAUCGACAAGAAGGAAAUCACGAACGACGAAGGCCGGCACACAUCUACCAUUGUCAUGGGHCGCGUCACAAGGUUCCAUCUGCAUUCUUCCGUUUUGAAGAAGGACCGGGCCCAAAACGAGCCGMGGGUUGAUWUAGAAGCGAUUCAGGCCGUGGGAAGAGCCGGSGACAUUACUUACUGGCCGAUCGGGACCACGCCUGAAACCGUCCUGCCCUUGACACGGCCUCCCUAGGCUGUUUCAAAAGAAGUCAAUACUGCRAAGUCGAUUCAAUUYGAAGUUYUG
Messenger RNA from Pseudo-nitzschia multistriata, 865 nucleotides. NCBI's taxonomy places the organism in Eukaryota, Bacillariophyta, Bacillariophyceae, Bacillariales, Bacillariaceae. The record is from the annotation of a GenBank genome assembly.